AUGGUAUUGGAAUCUGCACUCAAUACAUCUGGAAUUGGUUCCUUGACUGCACACUCGAACGAGGACUGCCAGUUCGUCGGUAGCUCAAGUGACGACUGUUUCAUCAGGACAGUGAAACAUGCAGAGUCAACGACUUGGAUGGCUCAAGGUCAGCUGAGCCCAAUUUCCCCACAGCAGAGGAUACGAUCGUAG
Messenger RNA from Penicillium digitatum Pd1, 192 nucleotides. The record is from RefSeq and is a predicted model, not a curated record. NCBI's taxonomy places the organism in Eukaryota, Fungi, Ascomycota, Eurotiomycetes, Eurotiales, Aspergillaceae.